Molecule: messenger RNA, 1976 nt
Organism: Anthonomus grandis grandis
Lineage: Eukaryota; Metazoa; Arthropoda; Insecta; Coleoptera; Curculionidae
Exons: 7
Coding region: 207-1754 (515 amino acids)
Biological process (GO): regulation of transcription by RNA polymerase II
Cellular component (GO): nucleus
Molecular function (GO): protein binding
Source: RefSeq, a predicted model, not a curated record
UCUGUCAUUCCCAUAAUUUUAAUUUUGGUAUCAAUUUUGAAAUCUUAAAAGAACUAUUUUAAUUUAUAAUAAUUAUUUACAAAGUAAUACUAGUUAGUAUUAAUUAGUGCCUAGUUAAACGGUAUUUUAUUUUAAAUAACCUUUGUCUAUAAACGUUUGUUUUUAAUUAUAAAUCCGCGUCAAUCCGGAAGUUCGAAAAAAAUCUGAUGGCCAGAAACUGCACAAAAGGAACGAAAUACUCUAUUCAAUGGGAGACUCACCCAAGGAACCUAAUCAAAAGUUUCUGUUCACUAAUGGAGCAUCAAAGUUUAGUUGACGUAGCCAUUUGUUGCGGUAACAACACCAUUCAGGCCCAUAAGUUUGUUUUGGCCGCUAAUAGCCCAUAUUUUAGAGAAGAAUUUGAAAAAAAUCCCCAGGUCGAGCAAGUGAUUAUAAGCGGUUGUGAGUUCGUCGUCCUCAAGAGCAUAAUCGAAAUAAUGUACUACGGCCAAACAAUCGUCAGCGAAGACAACGUAAAAUUCUUGGUGGCAGUCAUUAAACAGUUCCAGCUUAAAACACUGGAACACCUUUUCGCCGAGCACGGUUCCAUUUCCGACGAUAUUUACCUACCUAAACCACAGUUCCUUACGAAAAAGCCAAAAUAUCCAGCUUUUACUUAUCAGUUGGCGCACACUCAAAAUGCUUGUCUCAUAACAGUGCCUCCGACAACUACUGCACAGCAGCAGCAGCAGCCAACGAAUAAUCCGGUACAGUUUAAUGUUUCUAUGCCUGUACCGCCCAAGAUUGCCAAUAAUGUUUUGAAACCUUUGGAUUUUAAUAUUCCGGUGAAAGUGGAACCGGCUCCGAAGAAUUUUAUUAAGCCUUUCGUUAGGGGCAAAAGGUCCUUGAAGUUACAGGCAGAGCAAGCAUGUGUUAAGGAAGCCCAUGCAUCUAGAAUGGCUUUAGCCAGCCUCCAAAAAGAAAUUGCAGUAGCACCACAGGUUAGCAGUUUUGUAAUUGAAGAUGCCCCUACAGAGACGACUGUAGAAAACUUUAUUCCGCACGGCAACACUUUUGGACAAAUUUUAAAUUAUGGUGGCGUCUUGAAUUUGCAUGAUAAUAUGGAGAAUGCCAUGUUUCUACCGAUGCCACCGUGUCAAACCCCUAAUAACCCAGGAUCCUACCCUCUUCCCGCUUUACUACAAAAUGGACAGGAUAAGCGGGCGUUAAGCUCUGAAAAAUUAAAACACAUUUUAGACGUAAAUAUGCCCAGUAACGUGGAAAUUAUGUACAAAGACGCCCAAGGGAACUACAUGCCUGUCAAUGAAGAAGUUUUAAAAUCGUUCUCGACCAAAGACGGGCUACAGUAUCAAGUGUUGCAUGAAGACGGACGUUUAACUGACAUGCAAGAGUUACAAGUGAUCGAUAAAAUAGAGAAGAUUAUAGAUAAUGCUGUGAGUAAGAAUGUUGAUAUAAUUCAUAGUGGAGCAGGUAAGCCGGUGCUCGAAGUGGCAGAUUUUUUAAAAAAUAGUGAAGGCAGUUUGGCUAUAAAGGAUGGUACAUGUUCGAUAAUAACAAAAUCUGGCAAAGAAACGAACUUUAUACCAAUGGAUCUCGGCCCCACUAUGGAUCUUUCCAGUUUAGUUUGCGACAAAACAAACUCGGAAAUACUGAAAUUUUCCCCGGAUAUGUUCUUUUCGGACAUAGUUCCCGUUCCAAAGGACGUGGAUGACGAUAGAGAACUGUUUAGUGAAUCGCCUCAAGACAAUUUUUAAUUUUUCUAAUCUUAGGAUGUCACAACGUAAAGUUUACUUAGUUCGCGUUGCACCACCUUACUUUCCUCGAUAUAGUUUUAUUAUAUUGAAAAUUUUUUAGAACCAUUUGACUUAGUUUUAAUUUCAAUUUCAUAAAAACCAUUGUAAAUACUAUUUAUUGUUGCUAUUUUAAUAGAUAAUACACUGAUUGUUACUUAUAAAAUAAAAAGCCAUAUAGUUUUU